Microdochium trichocladiopsis is the source of this 837-nucleotide messenger RNA. RefSeq names its product ankyrin repeat-containing domain protein. Lineage: Eukaryota; Fungi; Ascomycota; Sordariomycetes; Xylariales; Microdochiaceae. The transcript has 5 exons. Gene Ontology annotation, molecular function: protein binding. Gene Ontology annotation, cellular component: nucleus; cytoplasm. The record is from RefSeq and is a predicted model, not a curated record. The coding region runs from base 316 to 723 and encodes 135 amino acids.
GCCGAUCCGAAGCUCGGAAAACUAAAGGACGACGAUGGGAGGCUGCCCAUACACUGGGCCGCCUCGUCGAACCAGCAUGCCAUCGCCCUCAUGCUCGCCAACCAGAAAGGCUUCGACCCGGAUGCCGAAGACGACAGUGGCUGGACUCCAUUGAUGAUCGCGGCCAGUGUAAAAGACUCCGAGGCCAUCGUAGACUUGCUGCUUCAAAAAGGCGCCGACAUAAAUCAAACAAACAACAGUGGUCAGGUUAGUCAGUGACCGAUCAGUGUUCAGCCAGGGUUGCCCCCGAUCCUGCCACAGGUACGCUAACACGAUAUGACUACAAAACCCCCGGAACAGAGUGUGAUGCACUUCGUCUCAUCCAAGAACAACCUCGAGCUCGCCCGCAAGCUGCUCGACCAGAAGCCGCCAGCGUCCGUCCGCAUCCGCGACAUGCGGGGCCAGUAUCCCCUUCACCGUGCUGCGGCGGUCGGUUCUGCACCGCUGGUCCAGCUACUCGUCAAGCACAAAAGUCCGCUCAAUGCGACCGAUUCGGCGGGCUAUACCGCCCUGCACCAUGCCGUUGCCGAGGGACAUGGUGACACCGCAGUAGCGCUGAUCAAAGCCGGCGCCGAGCUGGAUAAGCGGGACAUGGACGGGCAACUAGCACUCGACUUGGCUCCCGACAAGGCGGUUCGCAAGUAUAUAGAGCGCGAAUGCGAGAACGAAGGCAUCGACCUGUAGGGGUAUAACAUGACCAUAGCAAUAUCAAAAACAGAGUCUUCUGUAGUCAUUGCCAUUCAGCACUUGUAUGCAAUUCACAGGGCCAAGUAGCAACGAUGAAUACGCUACAGCUUU